CUUUAAUUCAUUAUAAAUAAGAUCAUACCAAACACUUUAUCAAACACUUUCUUCUCUAGCUAUUUUUCUACCACUUGCUUUUCUCAUACAGUGUUCUGCUUCAUUUUCAAUCAUGUCUUUGCUUUCAGAUCUCAUCAACUUCAAUCUUUCAGAUUCAACUGAAAAAAUUAUUGCUGAAUACAUAUGGGUUGGUGGAUCUGGUAUGGACCUUAGAAGCAAAGCCAGGACCCUACCUGGACCAGUUAGUGACCCUUCAAAACUUCCCAAGUGGAACUAUGAUGGUUCUAGCACAAAUCAAGCUCCAGGAAAAGAUAGUGAAGUUAUCCUAUACCCACAAGCUAUUUUCAAGGAUCCAUUUAGGAGAGGCAAUAAUAUUCUGGUGAUUUGUGAUGUUUAUACCCCAGCUGGAGAACCACUCCCAACAAACAAAAGGCACAAUGCUGCCAAAAUUUUCAGUCACCCAGAUGUUGUUGCUGAAGUGCCAUGGUAUGGUAUUGAGCAAGAGUAUACUUUGUUGCAGAAAGAUAUUAAUUGGCCACUUGGAUGGCCUAUUGGUGGCUUUCCUGGACCACAGGGUCCAUACUACUGUGGAAUUGGUGCUGAUAAAGCUUAUGGUCGUGAUAUUGUAGAUGCACAUUACAAAGCUUGUCUUUAUGCUGGAAUUAACAUUAGUGGCAUCAAUGGAGAGGUUAUGCCUGGCCAGUGGGAAUUCCAAGUUGGCCCAUCAGUUGGUAUCUCAGCUGGAGAUGAGAUAUGGGCUGCUCGUUACAUACUAGAGAGGAUCACAGAAAUAGCUGGAGUAGUUGUUUCAUUUGACCCUAAGCCUAUUCCGGGUGAUUGGAAUGGAGCUGGGGCUCACACAAACUAUAGCACUAAGUCCAUGAGAGAAGAUGGAGGCUAUGAGAUAAUUAAGAAAGCCAUUGAAAAGCUUGGAUUAAGGCAUAAGGAGCACAUUGCAGCUUAUGGAGAAGGCAAUGAGAGACGUCUCACUGGAAGACAUGAAACAGCUGAUAUCAACACCUUCAGUUGGGGUGUGGCAGAUCGUGGAAGCUCUAUUAGGGUUGGAAGAGACACAGAAAAAGAUGGCAAAGGUUAUUUUGAGGAUAGAAGGCCAGCUUCAAAUAUGGAUCCUUAUAUUGUUACUUCAAUGAUUGCAGAAACAACCAUUCUCUGGAAAGCAUAAAGUUAAAGCUAUUUGCCUCUUGAUUUAGACCACUUUACAUAUCAUAUGUUUAAUACCACUUAGUAGUCUAGUUUAUAUCUAUAUUAUAUGCAAAGUGUUGUUUUAUUAGUAUUUGCUAAAGUGGUCUUUUUUAAGCACAUAAAGUAUUUUGUCCAUGUAUUUGGAUGAGAAUAAUUUUAUCAUUGAUAACAACAAUUGGGUGCUCUUUUAUUUUUUACUUUCAAUUUCAUAGAUCAAUAAUGCAAUGUUGUUUGUUUCUCCU
Cicer arietinum (chickpea) is the source of this 1445-nucleotide messenger RNA. Its product is annotated as glutamine synthetase nodule isozyme. Gene Ontology annotation, cellular component: cytoplasm. The record is from RefSeq and is a predicted model, not a curated record. Gene Ontology annotation, molecular function: glutamine synthetase activity. Lineage: Eukaryota; Viridiplantae; Streptophyta; Magnoliopsida; Fabales; Fabaceae.